AUGACGGGAUACAAAAUCACAGCGGGCGACGUGGAGGCCGGGCCUCAGGACAGGAUGGAGGUCCUGGUGCAGAAGAAGUCGUCCACAGGGUGGCUGUGGAAGCUGCUGGCGGUGCUGCUCCUCCUGGCGCUUUCUGGAGGCGCCCGGCUCUACGUCUGGUACCAGCUGGAACGAUCAGAACCAACAACGCAGGCAGGAAACACAGCAGCACCGUUCAGAAUGGACUCUGAGGAGGCGGCAGGCGCUCGGUCCACACUGCAAGAAAUGAGCAAAAAAGCAAAGGCAGCCAUUCAUCUGGAAGGUCAUUACGAUGAAAGAGGCAACGCGACGGCCGUGGAGUGGCGCGACCGCGUGGGCCAGGCCUUCUCGCAGGGCAACUUCCGCCUCCAAGACAACCGGAUUGUCAUCCCGGAGAGCGGCCUGUACUUCGUCUACAGCCAGGCGUCCUUCCGGGUGUCCCGGUCCGGCGACCAGGAGGGCGAGUGGCGCCCGCCGACCCUCAGCCACCGCGUCCGCAGGAUGUCUCGGGCCGUGGGGACCCGGGUGUCCCUGCUGAGCGCCGUCAGGUCGGCCUGCCAGAGCGUCCAGGAGGACGGCGAGCGGUCGGGCCACGGCUGCUACAGCACCAUCUACCUGGGCGCCGUGUUCCAGCUGGACAGAGGAGACACGCUGGACACGGAGUCCAACCCGCUGAAGGAGCUGGACACGGACGAGGGGAAAACCUUCUUUGGCCUGUUCGCGCUCUGAGCCGCUGCUGUGAAACUAAGACUCUGAUCCUGGACAGGAUUUAAAAAGAAAAAUGAUGCACAUUUUUACACUUUGAUUCCGCCUGAAGGGGAUGUAGACAUGCUAACAUCUCCAUGGAGAUGGAACUAGACUUUAUGAACUGUAACAGUUUGAAACUUUAUCUCUGCUUUAGGCACUUUUUUUACUUUAUUUAUGUUGAUCUCAGAUUGUAAGACCAGACCUCUGCUGUAGCAGAUCACAGUGUAUUUCUCCACUAUUUACUUGUAUGUAUUUAUUUAUAUUUAUUGGUAUUUAAAUUUGUGGGAUUUUUGGUUUAAUAUUAUAUUUAAUAUGAAUAA
Molecule: messenger RNA, 1085 nt
Organism: Poeciliopsis prolifica (blackstripe livebearer)
Lineage: Eukaryota; Metazoa; Chordata; Actinopteri; Cyprinodontiformes; Poeciliidae
Product: tumor necrosis factor-like
Biological process (GO): immune response
Cellular component (GO): membrane
Molecular function (GO): tumor necrosis factor receptor binding
Source: RefSeq, a predicted model, not a curated record